Molecule: messenger RNA, 1041 nt
Organism: Rosa chinensis
Lineage: Eukaryota; Viridiplantae; Streptophyta; Magnoliopsida; Rosales; Rosaceae
Product: probable xyloglucan endotransglucosylase/hydrolase protein 28
Exons: 2
Coding region: 16-735 (239 amino acids)
Biological process (GO): cell wall biogenesis; xyloglucan metabolic process
Cellular component (GO): apoplast; cell wall
Molecular function (GO): hydrolase activity, hydrolyzing O-glycosyl compounds; xyloglucan:xyloglucosyl transferase activity
Source: RefSeq, a predicted model, not a curated record
UUUUGUGUUAAACAGAUGUCGAAUGCUGACAUGUUCCCCAAGAACCAUGAUGAAAUCGAUUUCGAGUUUCUGGGUAAUAUAAGAGGCAAAGAAUGGAGGGUUCAGACCAACGUUUAUGGCAAUGGAAGCACUGAUACUGGGAGAGAAGAGAGAUACAAUCUCUGGUUUGAUCCUUCUGAGGAUUACCACCAGUACAGUAUUCUCUGGACUGACUCUCAUAUCAUAUUCUAUGUUGACAAUAUUCCCAUUAGAGUGGUUAAGAAAUCGGAGGCGAUGGGUGGUGAUUAUCCCUCGAAGCCAAUGUCAUUGUAUGCUACAAUAUGGGAUGGAUCCGAUUGGGCCACCAAUGGAGGCAAAUACAGAGUCAACUACAAGUAUGCUCCAUUCAAGGCCGAGUUCUCUGACCUUGUUCUACAUGGCUGUGCAGUUGAUCCAAUUGAACAGGUAUCAAAGAAAUGUGAUAAAACCCAAGGUUCUGAAUAUAUCCCUACCGGUGUUACGCGCCUACAAAGAAUGAGGAUGGAGAGUUUCAGGAAGAGGCAGAUGACAUACUCAUAUUGCUACGACAGAAUACGAUACAAGGUUGCUCCACCAGAGUGUGUGAUCAAUCCCCAAGAAGCUGAAAGACUCCGCGUGUUUGACCCCGUUACAUUCGGGCACGGGCACCACCGUCAACGAAAACAUCACCGCAGGAGCAGCAGCAGAGCAAGCCUAGCGGAUACAACUUCUGUUUGAGAAUGAGAGGGAGGGUUGCAGAUUCAAUUUCUCAUAUGAGCACCAUUGGCAUUCAUCAACUUUUGUGUAUAGAGGGUGGGCAGAAAAAAAAAAAAAAAAAAAGCAUAAAUUUUAUUGUGGGUGAAUAGAGUUUUUAUAUGGUUGGAGGGUAUGUAUAUAGUUCAUACCUUUAUUAGUUCCCAGUUUAUUAUUCAUGCUUGUCCUUUUGGUUUUAUAAAUUGAAUUUAGUGGUGGGUUUAUGUACUUUGACACAACCUCAUGGGUUCAAUAAAUUUUAGCAUAUGGAAGUUUACUAGGCUUGGAUUC